Molecule: messenger RNA, 1594 nt
Organism: Phytophthora nicotianae INRA-310
Lineage: Eukaryota; Oomycota; Peronosporomycetes; Peronosporales; Peronosporaceae
Exons: 2
Coding region: 309-1574 (421 amino acids)
Source: RefSeq, a predicted model, not a curated record
CGAAAAGCAGACGCCAAAGCGCAAGAAACAAGUCGGAGCCCCCUGGAGAGCUUCCGCUGUCCCUCGAGUCCCCGCAAUUGCCCGCAGCUCUCUGCAGGCUUUUCGUACACCUUCACUGCCAACCAAAGCUUUCAAAGCAUUGGCCCGCGAGAGAUCUCCAUUGCUCUCUCCGUUCCGGUGCUGCUUUUUCGCAUACAAGAGGUCGAGAGGAAUCUCAAUCGUCCGCCGUCAGCUGCAGUACGCCUGACCAUUGGCAACGACGUACAAGUUGCCUGAGCUUACUCUCAACGUACUAGAAGUCAUCUGCCAUGUCGACAAUCAUGGUGGAACAACCCCGCCAAUCAGGGAUGGCUACACCCGCUGGUUCCAGCUCUGCUGUCAAGUCGCAGACCUCGAGUGCGAAUGGGACGAAGGAGCCUGCAUCUAAUGCAUCUAAUGCAUCUCCCGAGCCCAUGGAUGUCGAUAUGGGCCAGCGAGAAGUGGAGAACACAUCAGCGAAUAGUACCAACGUGGUGAUCAAUGGGAAGCUGAAAGCUGGCGCGUCGUCCACAGCGGAUGCGACUACCAAACGCAAUCUGGAGAGUCCGUCCGAGACGUCGAGAAAACUCGUAGAGCAAGCCAAGCGCCGACUGCAGAUCCAAAUGCAGUUCGUCGAAAACGCAAGACGUAAGAUCUUGGAUGAGACACACCCGGACAUGACAGAGAGACUGCAAGCGCUGAUUGAGGAGCGCGACCGACUGCUGCAUUUGGCAAAGCAGCGGAGCGAUUAUUUCCAGCACGGCACAACCGUGAUCUUUGACUACGAGUGUGACGAGGCCAACUCGGAGUACGAACUUAACUGCGAGAAGCUACGUCAAGAUAUGCUGGAAGAAAUCCACCAUGAGAUGGAGAUCCUUCACGACCAGCGCAAAGGAGGCCACAGCUAUGCUCGAACUACGACUCGUAAGACGCGUAGUACUCGGAAUAAAACCGACUCGGACUCGGGUUUCGUUCUAGACACGGCGCAGAAGAUCAAGAAACGCGCUGGCGGGUACGUGUUCCAGCCGCUGGAGAACAAGCUGGGCCAGUCCGAGAUUGACCACGAUGUGCGGGAGCUCACGAGUGUGUAUGAGGCAACGAAGAAGCGACGUAUGGAGUUCGACACCGGUAUAUGUCUUGUAAUAUUUUCUCAUACCGUUAUGAUCACUGAUGAGGUGCUGAAUGCUAUGCAGAUCGUGAGGUCACCCCUGUGGCCAAAUAUUACCGGAAUAAGUUCUUGUACCGAGACUGGAUCUUUCAAGAGGGAGACGAGGUAUAUGUGCUCAACUACCCGGCAUCCAGUGAAUAUGCCGCUGUUAUCUGCGGUAUCACGCCCACGGAACUCCUCGUUCUGUCGGAGAAGGGCAAAUACUACCGCUUGGUCAUCAUGGACAUUCGGCAGGGUCGAGUGGUGCUCACCACGCUGUCAUCAGAGCAGGCUGCCUCCCGAGACGAUCUCGGCGACGCAAGUCCAUAGACACACCGCUCUAGUUGCCGGUGUCACGCUUGUUCUUGUCCCGCCUUGUCUUAAUUUUGCUUAUCCAACAAUUACUUGAAACAAACUUUUACAGUGCCA